AUGACGGACUCCCUGGCGAAGGCAGUUGUGCGCGGCGACGCUGAUGAAGUGAGGAGACUGCUGGAAGAAGGCGCAGAUCCUGCAGCGUUUAACAGGAAAGGAAUGACUGCGCUGCAUCUCGCUGCGCAAGAGGGGGACCCAGACGUUCUGACGGCGGUUUUAGAGUCCCCUUACAUCUCUAUCAAUGCUGCAGAUAGAGACAAAGGGCUUACUGCUCUGAUGCAUGCAGUGUGCGGGUGUCAAGGUGACCCCUUCAUCGUCAGGCAGGCUCUUGGACAGACCGGCGUCAUAACGCUUCUUCUUAAUCGAGGAGUCCCCCGAGAAGCUCUCAACGCUGCAGGAGACACCCCCUUGCUCAUUGCCCUGAAGGAAGGAAAUGAAGAGGCCGCGUUGCUGCUGCUGCAACGCGGCGCAUGCCCCAACACGAAAGAUUCCCGGGGAGCAUCGCCUCUACAGAUAGCGCUUAGCAGCCGCUUGCUCUCCGCUGCCGUGGAGAUACUCAACAGCAAGAAGUUCACAGCUGCGGGCUGCGUGGAUAACGAGGGCAACACACCGCUGCACACUGCUGCGGAAGAGGGCUUGAGCAGCCUUAUGAAGCUUCUCCAGGAGGCGGGAUUUUCUAUGGAAACACCCAACAUGGCUGGUAAAUGACAAGAGCCGCACCGGCAACCACUGUGCGUCUGCGUGAGUCCAGGAGCGACGCCCGCCACGAUCGUCGAAAUGCGGCAGCGCCAGCAGGAGGAGAGGGGCGAGAGAAAGCGACAGCAAGCAGUAGCAGCGAUGCAGCAGACAGAAGUGACCGCAUUCUGUGCAGCUGCUGCGCUCUCGGAGUCAGUGCAAGAGGCCUUUUUCAAGAAGCGCUUUCUCUAUGUGGACGAGGCAUUCCUUACGUUGGAUGACGCUUCACUGCGGAAGAUGGGUCUUAGCGCUUCAGAGCGUCUCCGCUUCAAGGAGAACAACGGCAACAGGGUGCGUUUUCCUGUUGUUGCUGCUGCUCGCUUUGCGGCUGCCCAUAGUCCUCCUGGCGCCAACGUCGGCUGCUCUUCUUCCCCUCUCGCAUGUGUCUUCGUUCUCCUCGCAUCCAUUGUUCUGCUGUACUUGGGCUUAGAGUUUGUAGUUAUCAAACAGCAACGCUAA
This is a messenger RNA of Cyclospora cayetanensis, 1137 nucleotides long. Its product is annotated as ankyrin-2. The transcript has 12 exons. Lineage: Eukaryota; Apicomplexa; Conoidasida; Eucoccidiorida; Eimeriidae. Gene Ontology annotation, molecular function: protein binding. The record is from RefSeq and is a predicted model, not a curated record.